AUGACGUCAUUUAUGGCGGUGUUUGUUUCUCCAAAUUCACCUCCUCUGCUUCCGCCAUUUUAUCUUUGUUCUUUUCUCUAUACUUCUUCUCUUCCUCUGUCAUAUUUUUCUAUUUUCUCUUUCUUUUUCCCUCUCUUUUUUAUUCAUAAAUUUUUAUCAUCUGCUCUAAUAAACAUUCCUACUUUUUCUCUUUCCUUCUUUCUUUCUUUCUUUCUUUCUUUCUUUCUAUCAUAUUUUAUUCUCUUUCUCUUCCGCCUAAGUCUAAUGUAUCUCGCCAUUUUAUACACUCAUAUCCUCAUUUCUUUUUUUGACCUCACUUUCCUUAUUUUCUUUAUCUCAACUAAUCGUUCUAUUUCUUUUUUUCUAUUUCUUUCUUUCUAUCCAUUUUUUAAUUAUUUUUUCGUCCUAUCCUUGCCUAUUGCUUCUAGCUCGCUAUCUACUUCAUUGUUUAUCAUCUUCCGCUCCCAUGAUCCUUCUUUUUCUGCCUUGCUUUCUUCAUUAUUUCUCUGUUCUCUUUUUUAUAUCGCUUUUUAUUCCCUUUUUCCUCUACGUAGAUCUACUUUCGUUCGCUUCACUCUAUCGUCACAUUUUUGUACCUCGCUUUCUUCAUUUUUCUUACUUUCUUUCUUUUUUUCUUUCUAUCUAUCGCUUUUUAUUCUCUUUUUUCUCUAUCCCGUUCUACUUUCUCUUUAUCGAUUUUUAACCCUUUUCUAUCCUCACCUUUUUCUACCUUGCUUUCUUCUUUAUUAUUUCUCUUUCUUUUUCGUUUCCUUCUUUUUUUUUCUGUCUUUCUUUCUUUUUCUUUCGCUUUCUAUUCUCUUUUUCCUCCAGGUAGAUUUAUUUUCUCUCGCUCGUUUUAUAGACUCUCUCUUCUUUUCACCUUCUUUUUUUAGCCUCGCUUUGUUCUUCAUUAUUUAUCUUUCUUUUUUUUCGAUUGCUUUUUAUUCUCUUUUUCCUCCACUUCGAUCUACUUCCUGA
Acanthosepion pharaonis is the source of this 978-nucleotide messenger RNA. The record is from the annotation of a GenBank genome assembly. Lineage: Eukaryota; Metazoa; Mollusca; Cephalopoda; Sepiida; Sepiidae.